Molecule: messenger RNA, 653 nt
Organism: Melanaphis sacchari
Lineage: Eukaryota; Metazoa; Arthropoda; Insecta; Hemiptera; Aphididae
Exons: 5
Coding region: 27-653 (208 amino acids)
Source: RefSeq, a predicted model, not a curated record
CAACAACAUAAGAAAAGAAAGAUACAAUGGGUCCAUUAGUCAAUUUUUUAAAUGAUUUUAAAAUUAGUGGUCUUCUCUUGAAUGUAUAUGAAAUUUAUGGUGUCAUGGAAAAUUUUCCUCAAAAAAUAAGUACAUUUGUUAGUCAAGUAAAACAAGAAGUAAAACAUAAAAUAAUAUUUGGAUUAACCAUAGACGGAUAUUCCUAUACGAACUUUAGUAAUCCUUCGGGUUUCGAUUUUACAAUAACAAAUGGAGUAUUGGAUAUGUAUUUAAUUAACUUUGUAAAUUUAAACGAUUGUGACUCAAAUGGUAAGAAAUAUGGUUUAGCUCCAAUAACAUGCUCAAUUCCUGAUAUGACGACUAUGGAACAAGUGACUUCAGCUGUAACGAGUUCAAAAAUGGAUAAGUCGAAAAUUUAUGCUUGGUUACAGAGUAUAAUAUUGAUACCAGAUGAUCAACCUCCAAUAUACGAUAAGCAUUUUACGACGUAUUCUACGUAUUGUAGCACCCGUACAAAAAAUUCAUCUCUCUUGUGUCAGAGCCCUUCAAAGCUUACACGUGAUCAAGUAAAUAUUUUUGAAUCUUAUUCAAUCUCUGCUUAUAGAACGGGAUUAAUUCAUAAAGGCAAAAAAAUCCGAUACGCACAUGUAUAA